UCACCCAGCCUCACCAAGCCACACAUUGCUGCCAUGGUUCGUGUUAAAAGUUACCUUACUCUUCUGCUGCUAUUCCUUCCUGAGGGGCUCUCUCAGCUGGUGAGAACACAGCAGGUUGUCACAGCAACCCUGGGAGAGGACGCUCACUUCAGCUGCAGGCUCAUGAAACCCAAAAACGUGCUUCAAGUCACCUGGCAGAAGGUGACACCAGGGGCGACUGAAAAUGUGGCCACCUACAACAAACGAUUUGGACCAGUAGUCAACCCACCUUUUCAGAGGAAAGUGGAGUUUGAAGACGAGGGUCUGCAGAACUACUCUAUUGUCAUCAGAGGAGUGUCAAGAGGAGAUGAGUCCUGCUACAAGUGUCUGUUUAACGCCUAUCCAGAAGGAGCUAUCAGUGGCAGGACCUGCCUCCAAAUUAAUGAGCUGUAUGGCCCCUCACUCCUCAUCACACAAACCAACAACAGUCACACCACUCUGUCCUGUUCUGCUACGGGACGACCUGCUCCUACAGUAACCUGGGACCACAUAGAAAACAUCAGUCUAGACAAAUCCACCAUGGCUGAUGUCACCCAUUCCAAUGAAACAGUCACUGUCACCAUAACUGCCAUGGUGGCAGCGUCCAGUCUACCUGACAAAGACACCAGGGUUAGGUGUGUAGCGUCAUCCCGUGGUGCCGUCAAGGAGGUUUCCAUGGUGAUUCCAACUAGGGAUCAAGCUUCAUUUGCAGGUAAAUCUCAGGUCUCUGAUGAUGACACGAUCAGUGGUGCAGUGGUUGGUGCAGUGAUUGGUGCAGUGCUGGGUUCAGUGUGUCUCAUUGCUGUAUUCUGUGUAAUAUGGCUGCAAAAGAGGAGAAAAGAUACCUCUUCCAGAAAACCCCCAGUUCCUGACCCUGAAAUCAGCAGAACUUCCUUAAAGACACCAGCAACAUCCAAACAUGUCACACCAACCUCCAGUCCAUCACAAAUCUCCAGUCCAUCACAAAUGAUACCAUCCCUCAGCUCGUCUGACAAGCGCAGGAUACAACCAGCUCAGGAGGCUGUAAAGAGAUUAUCUCCUCAGAGACCAGAUGACCUGCAAUGUAGAAGGAAACUUUUAGAGGGUUAUGAGAACUGAGUGACUACCAUACUGUCUCACACACAUCUGUGUGGUUCAGAGACCGUUUCUAUCCAUAGGCAUUGUGGGUACUGAAUAGUGGACUGAAUGGCUGACACACAUAGGCCUGCUGGUUAUUGUAUAUAUAGAUACAGUAUUAUGUAAAUAUAUUUUGUAGUUGGUUAAUGAUGAAACAUGAUAAAUCCACACUACACUUGUUUUGUUUUAUUCUUCACUUUUUUAAAUAAAUCAAGUGUUGUGAUAUUAUAACCCACACAAUGUCAUAAUGUAGACUACUUUCAUGGUGUGUUAUAUUAUAACCCACACAAUGUCAUAAUGUAGACUACUUUCAUGGUGUGUUAUAUUAUAACCCACACAAUGUCAUAAUGUAGACUACUUUCAUGGUGUGUUAUAUUAUAACCUACACAAUGUCAUAAUGUAGACUACUUUCAUGGUGUGUGUUGUUAUAUUAUAACCCACACAAUAUCAUAAUGUAGACUACUUUCAUGGUGUGUGUUGUUAUAUUAUAACCCACACAAUAUCAUAAUGUAGACUACUUUCAUGGUGUGUUGUGAUAUUAUAACCUACAUAAUAUCAUAAUGUAGACUACUUUCAUGGUGUGUUAUAUUAUAACCCACACAAUAUCAUAAUGUAGACUACUUUCAUGGUGUGUUAUAUUAUAACCCACACAAUAUCAUAAUGUAGACUACUUUCAUGGUGUGUGAUAUUAUAACCCACACAAUAUCAUAAUGUAGACUACUUUCAUGGUGUGUUGUGAUAUUAUAACCUACAUAAUGUCAUAAUGUAGACUACUUUCAUGGUGUGUUAUAUUAUAACCCACACAAUGUCAUAAUGUAGACUACUUUCAUGGUGUGUUAUAUUAUAACCCACACAAUGUCAUAAUGUAGACUACUUUCAUGGUGUGUUAUAUUAUAACCCACACAAUAUCGUAAUGUAGACUACUUUCAUGGUGUGUGAUAUUAUAACCCACACAAUAUCAUAAUGUAGACUACUUUCAUGGUGUGUGAUAUUAUAACCCACACAAUAUCAUAAUGUAGACUACUUUCAUGGUGUGUUGUGAUAUUAUAACCUACAUAAUGUCAUAAUGUAGACUACUUUCAUGGUGUGUUAUAUUAUAACCCACACAAUGUCAUAAUGUAGACUACUUUCAUGGUGUGUUAUAUUAUAACCCACACAAUAUCAUAAUGUAGACUACUUUCAUGGUGUGUGAUAUUAUAACCCACACAAUAUCAUAAUGUAGACUACUUUCAUGGUGUGUGAUAUUAUAACCCACACAAUAUCAUAAUGUAGACUACUUUCAUGGUGUGUGAUAUUAUAACCCACACAAUAUCAUAAUGUAGACUACUUUCAUGGUGUGUGAUAUUAUAACCCACACAAUAUCAUAAUGUAGACUACUUUCAUGGUGUGUUGUGAUAUUAUAACCUACAUAAUGUCAUAAUGUCAUAAUGUAGACUACUUUCAUGGUGUGUUGUGAUGUUAUAACCUACAUAAUGUCAUAAUGUAGACUACUUUCAUGGUGUGUUGUGAUAUUAUAACCCACACAAUAUCAUAAUGUAGACUACUUUCAUGGUGUGUUAUAUUAUAACCCACACAAUAUCAUAAUGUAGACUACUUUCAUGGUGUGUUGUGAUAUUAUAACCUACUUAAUGUCAUAAUGUCAUAAUGUAGACUACUUUCAUGGUGUGUUGUGAUAUUAUAACCUACACAAUGUCAUAAUGUAGACUACUUUCAUGGUGUGUUGUGAUAUUAUAACCUACAUAAUGUCAUAAUGUAGACUACUUUCAUGGUGUGUUGUGAUAUUAUAACCUACAUAAUGUCAUAAUGUAGACUACUUUCAUGGUGUGUUGUGAUAUUAUAACCUACAUAAUGUCAUAAUGUAGACUACUUUCAUGGUGUGUUGUGAUAUUAUAACCUACAUAAUGUCAUAAUGUAGACUACUUUCAUGGUGUGUGUUGUUGUGUGUGUGUGUGUUUUCUUUCUUCACUUUUUAUAAAUCAAAUGCUGUAAGAUACACAAUGUUGUGAUGUCCUUUGUUGUGUGUUUGUUUUCUACUUUUAUAAAUAAAAUGUUUAAACAAUGUUGUAAUGUAUGUUGUGACAUCGCUUGUUAUACAAUGUGUCAUAAAUCUGCUGCUGGAAAUGC
This is a messenger RNA of Salmo salar (Atlantic salmon), 3258 nucleotides long. RefSeq names its product nectin 1a. The record is from RefSeq and is a predicted model, not a curated record. NCBI's taxonomy places the organism in Eukaryota, Metazoa, Chordata, Actinopteri, Salmoniformes, Salmonidae. Gene Ontology annotation, molecular function: cell-cell adhesion mediator activity. Gene Ontology annotation, biological process: heterotypic cell-cell adhesion; negative regulation of neuroinflammatory response. Gene Ontology annotation, cellular component: axon; neuronal cell body; cell surface.